AUGAAAUAAUUUUAAUAAUAUACAAAUUGGAUUAUAUGUCUAGAUCCUGAUAGUCGUUAAAUUUAUUCAACAAAUGGAGAUAUCAUCAUCAUAGAAACCCAUGUGGAUCCUUAGUACAAACAGAAAUGUGAAAAUGCUCUAUAGGAUAUGUGUUACAUUCUGUAUAAUCAUGAGAAUGUUGCACAUUGGUUAUAAGAUUCAAGUGAAGUAGAAUAAUAUAGAAGAAGAAACAUUCCUUCAUAUCUUUUACACCCUAAACAACAACAAUAUAGAAGAUAUUUGUUAGAAUCAAAUAUGGGAUUCUCAUUUAGUAACAUUUACACUAUUAAAUUUAACAUCAUUUGUUAAUGUUAGAAUGAUCUAUUGAAUGGAAAACAGACUAAAAUAGAAUUCAAUUUAAUGACAAGUGCAGAUGAAGCUAUUUAAAUGAUAUUAAAAUAACUUCAAUAUUAAAUGUCAAAUUUACAUUAGUAUAUUUUACAAGUGGAUGGAUAUUAGGAAUACAUUUAUGGAGAAUAACCUUUAUUAUAAUUUACAAGAAUUCGAAACAUAAUAAGAGAUAGUCAAGUAUUAAAUACUAUAUUAAUUGAUUACUUGCCUUCCAAUAAUUUUGAUUAUCCUCCUAUUUAUAAAAGACCCAAAGAUAAUUAUGAUUUGAUUGAGGAUUGGAAAAACUAUUUAGAAGUUCCUGUAUUUAUAUGGUAUCCUAAAUAAAAGAUAGUCAAUUAACAGAUCAGUAUCUUAAAACAAGUAAUAUAGACUUAUAUCAUAGAAUAGAAUUGUAAAUGAUUUAGACUUCAUUUAUUCUGGAUAAUGUGAUUUCUUUUUCAGUUUUAAAAUAAUUAAAAUAGAUUAACUUAAGAAUCUAUUUGAAUCUGACUUUGAUAGAUUAGGUAAAAAGAGAUCAACCUAUAAUGGAACAACUAAAUUAAAUAAUAUUACCAAAAAUUAACCUUCUAAAAUCAAUAAAAAUAAAGAUAUUCUUAUGUUUCAUAGAAAAGAAACAUAAUAAGAUGAACCAUAUAUCCCUAUUAGAUAUGUGUCUUUUGGAGGAGUUGAAAAUAGAAAUUAUAUUAAGUAAAUGUAAACACUUUUUAAUCUUAAUUUUGAACCAUAUUUAAUAUCAAUUGAAGCAUCCAUAUAUUAUGGUGAUAAAUUAUUAACUAAUUCAUCUAUUAUUGAAUCAUAACUAAUCCCAUUUUCAUUUACACCUACCUUUAAUGCAUCCAUUAAAUUUAGUCAAAUCAAAUACUCUAUGUUACCAUUAGAAGUUAAAUUAUGUUUUAGAGUCUUAAUUUAUUCUUUUAAUGGAGAAUCCUAAAUUUUAGGAAGUACUAGUAUGUACUUGUUUGAUCAAAAUUCAAAGUUUAAAUAAGGAUUAUAAACUCUUAAUUUAUGGCCAUUUUAUGAUAUUAAUCCAAAAAUUGGAUGUUUUUAAGAUUUUAAAGGAGAAAUCAAUCUAGAUAAUAAUUAUAAAAGAUGCAGACCUAAAUGUUACAGCUAUUUAUCUAUUAAAAUGGAUUGUUUUAGUUCUUAAAUGAAAUGGUCAUUAAGAGAUUAAAAAUUUUAAUAAUUUCAUCAAGGAAGUUUAAAGGAUUGUUUAAAUGUUAAACAUUAUGCAGAUUUGGUAAGAUCAGAUCCAGAAUUACAAAAAUAGAUUGAAACUAAAAAGAAUUAUCAUUAUGUAAAAGAUCAUAGAAUACAACUUGAUCUAGAUAAAACUACAGGGUCCAUUAUAUCAUAAAAUAAAAGGAAGGGAAUAAGCAUCCUAUAAAAUAUAGAUAGCUAAAGAUCAAGUAAUUUCUCAUAAUUAGCUAGAAAUUCAUUAAAUAACUUCUUACAAUAUUUUAUAUCAAAUAGAAUGACUGCUAAUUAUUAUAAAGAAAAUAGUGAUAGAUUUGGUCUUGCUUAUCCAUACAAAGAUAUUGAUCAAACUCCAAAAACUGAAGAUCUUGCCUAUUUAUAAACACUAUUAUCAGCUACUUCAUUAGAUAGAGUACAUUAUACUUAAUUGGAUAAAUUUUUAUUAAUGAUAUGUAGACAUCAUUAUAAAACAUUACCUUAUGCAUUAUAAUUAUUUCUAAAGGCUGUAAAUUGGGCUGAUCCUAAAUAAGUAAGAGAAGCCCAUUAAAUGAUAAAAGAAUGGAUUCCUUUACCACCAUAAAUUGCAUUAAUUUUAAUGGAUUCCCAUUUUCCAGAUGAAAUAGUACGUUUGUAUGCUGUCGAUAGAAUAAGUCUCUUAUCUGAUGAUGAGUUGAGUUUAUACUUAUUACAAUUAAGUUAAGCAUUGUAAUUUGAGAAAAAUAUAUAUAAUCCUUUAGGAGAAUUAUUAUUAGAGAGAGCUUCAGCAAAUCCUUUUCAAAUAGGAUAAGAAUUAUUCUGGCUAUUAAAAUCAUAAUUGAAUUUGAAACCUUCAUUUCUGAGAUAUUUUAUAUGGCUAGAAUAAUUGAUAAUGAUAUGUGGAUAAUUUAGAGAGACAAUUGUUAAAGAAGUAAGAUUAAAUAAUCUUUUAAUUGAAUCAUCUCUAAAGAUUAAGAGUAAAUAAGUAGGGACUGAGAUGUAAUAGAAAACAGAUGCAUUAAAGAAAGAAUUAUAAAUUAUAACUUAGAAUGUAGUAUAACCUUUUACAUUUCCAAUUGAUGCACGUAUGUAAAUUGCUAGUUUUGAGAUUGAUUAAUGCAAGGUAUUGAAUUCAAAGAAAUUACCAUUGAAAUUGUAUUUGAAAUCUUAUCAAAAAUCAAUUAAUUAAUAAAUUAAUCAACUUUAGGUGAUUUUUAAGAAUGGAGAUGAUUUAAAAUAAGAUAUGUUGACUUUGUAGAUUAUAAAGAUUAUUGAUACAAUAUGGUUGGAUUCAGGUUUAGAUUUUAAGAUGAAACCAUAUAAAGUGAUUGCUACUGAUGAUUAAGUUGGAAUGAUUGAAGUAGUAUUGGAUUCAUUGAAUAUUUCAGAAAUUCAUGAUAAUAUUGGUGCAUUUGGAGCAUUUGAUGAAAAAGCACUUAUCAAUUAUUUGCAUCAAUAGAAUCAGAAUCCUGAAGAUUUUAAUAGAUCCAAAGAUAUAUUCCUUAGAUCUUGUGCUGGAUAUUGUGUUGCCACUUAUGUUUUAGGAAUUGGUGAUAGACAUAGUGGUAAUAUAAUGAUCAAAUCAAGUGGUCAUAUAUUUCAUAUUGAUUUUGGACAUUUCUUAGGCAAUUUCAAAAUCAAAUUUGGAAUAAAUAGAGGUAAAAGUUAAUAACAUUAUAGAAAGAGCGAAAUUUGUUUUAACUCCAGAAAUGUUAACAGUGAUGGGUGGUUAAGAUAGUGAAACAUUUAGAUAAUUUGAAAAGCAUUGUUUGGAUGCAUAUAAUUUAAUUAGAAAACAUGGAAGAUGGUUAGUAGAUUUAUUUUUGAUGAAUUUAACUGCUGGAAUACCUGAAUUAUAGAAUGCAGAAGAUGUGAGAUACUUAUAAGAUAGAUUGGCUUUGAAUCUAUCAGAAUAAGAAGCAAUAAUGAAAUUUAGAUAAGAAAUAAUUACAUCAAUUAAUGAUAAAUGGAGAAGAGUUGACAACUUUUUUCAUACUCUUAAAAGAAAAGGAUGA
Molecule: messenger RNA, 3575 nt
Organism: Paramecium pentaurelia
Lineage: Eukaryota; Ciliophora; Oligohymenophorea; Peniculida; Parameciidae
Source: the annotation of a GenBank genome assembly